GGGCCUGGAGGUGCCGGAGCGCCCUGGUGCUGAUGCAGGAUGGCUGAGCGCGCCGGAGCCCGGGAGGUCUGAGCCGGGCGGGGAUCGCUCCCUGCGCAUCUCCUACUCCGCUCGCCGCGUGGUCGCGGGCAGGUGGACCAGGGCGCAGGACCUGGCUGGAGGUCAGCAGCAGGGGGGCCCAGCUAAUAGGCUGCUCUCCUUCCCGGUGGCGGAGCUGUCCGGCUGUCCAGAGCAGGCUCGCGAUGACCUGCUGAGAAGCUGCGGGAGGCUGCGGGAGGCGGCCUAGCUGCGGGCAGCGGUUGGUUCGCGGCCUCCUCGGUGGCGCAGCCCAGCCCGGCCCCCCACCCAUCCCCGCGUCCCCUCCAGCAGCGUCCGGAGAUGGCGGAUCCAGCCGAAUGCAGCAUCAAAGUGAUGUGCCGGUUCCGGCCCCUCAACGAAGCGGAGAUCCUCCGCGGGGACAAAUUCAUCCCCAAAUUCAAAGGCGAAGAGACGGUGGUGAUCGGGCAAGGGAAGCCAUACGUAUUUGACAGAGUGCUGCCGCCCAACACAACCCAAGAGCAGGUCUACAAUGCCUGUGCGAAGCAGAUUGUCAAAGACGUCCUUGAGGGCUAUAAUGGGACCAUUUUUGCAUACGGGCAGACUUCGUCAGGAAAAACCCAUACCAUGGAGGGGAAGCUGCACGAUCCUCAACUUAUGGGCAUUAUACCGAGGAUCGCACAUGACAUUUUUGAUCACAUCUAUUCCAUGGAUGAGAACCUGGAGUUUCACAUAAAGGUUUCCUAUUUUGAGAUCUACUUGGACAAAAUAAGGGACUUGCUUGACGUGUCCAAGACCAACUUAGCUGUUCACGAAGAUAAAAACAGAGUCCCCUAUGUAAAGGGGUGCACCGAGAGGUUCGUGUCCAGCCCCGAGGAGGUCAUGGAUGUGAUAGACGAGGGCAAAGCAAACCGACAUGUGGCUGUGACAAACAUGAAUGAACACAGCUCGAGGAGUCACAGUAUCUUCCUGAUUAACAUUAAGCAAGAGAAUGUGGAGACUGAAAAAAAACUCAGCGGGAAGCUGUAUUUGGUUGACUUGGCUGGGAGUGAAAAGGUCAGCAAAACUGGUGCCGAGGGAGCUGUUCUUGAUGAAGCUAAAAAUAUCAACAAGUCUUUGUCUGCUCUUGGAAAUGUGAUCUCUGCCUUGGCAGAAGGGACAAAAACACAUGUGCCGUACCGGGACAGCAAGAUGACUCGGAUUCUCCAGGACUCUCUGGGUGGGAACUGUAGAACCACAAUUGUCAUUUGCUGUUCUCCUUCCGUCUUCAAUGAAGCUGAGACCAAGUCCACGCUGAUGUUUGGACAGAGAGCAAAGACCAUCAAGAAUACAGUCUCGGUGAACUUGGAACUGACAGCAGAAGAAUGGAAGAAGAAAUAUGAAAAGGAGAAAGAGAAGAACAAGGCCUUGAAGAGUGUCAUCCAGCAUCUGGAGAUGGAGCUGAACAGGUGGAGGAAUGGGGAAGCUGUGCCUGAGGAUGAGCAGAUCAGUGCCAAGGACCAAAAGAACCUGGAGCCCUGCGACAACACACCCGUCAUAGACAACAUCACCCCCGUUGUUGUCGGCAUCUCUGAGGAGAAGGAGAAGUAUGACGAGGAGAUCUCCAGUCUGUACCGGCAGCUAGAUGAUAAGGAUGAUGAAAUUAACCAGCAGAGCCAGCUGGCUGAAAAGCUAAAGCAGCAGAUGUUGGAUCAGGAUGAGCUUCUAGCCUCCACAAGAAGGGACUAUGAGAAGAUACAGGAGGAGCUGGCACGCCUCCAGAUCGAAAACGAGGCUGCCAAAGACGAAGUGAAGGAGGUCCUGCAGGCCCUGGAGGAGCUGGCUGUCAAUUAUGACCAGAAGUCACAGGAGGUGGAAGACAAGACCAGGGCCAACGAGCAGCUGACGGAUGAGCUGGCCCAGAAAACGAUGACACUGACAACCACACAGAGAGAGCUGAACCAGCUCCAGGAGCUUAGUAACCACCAGAGGAAGAGGGCCACCGAGAUCCUGAACCUGCUGCUGAAGGAUCUGGGGGAGAUAGGCGGGAUUAUCGGCACCAACGACGUGAAGACGCUGGCAGAUGUCAAUGGAGUCAUUGAAGAGGAGUUCACCAUGGCGCGCCUGUACAUUAGCAAGAUGAAGUCGGAGGUCAAGUCCCUUGUGAACCGCAGCAAGCAGCUGGAGAGCGCCCAGAUGGACUCCAACCGAAAGAUGAACGCCAGCGAGCGGGAGCUGGCAGCUUGCCAGCUGCUGAUCUCCCAGCAUGAAGCCAAGAUCAAGUCUCUCACAGACUACAUGCAGAACAUGGAGCAGAAGAGGAGACAGUUGGAAGAGUCCCAGGACUCACUCAGCGAAGAGCUGGCCAAGCUCCGAGCCCAAGAAAAAAUGCAUGAAGUCAGCUUCCAGGAUAAAGAGAAGGAACACCUGACAAGGCUCCAGGAUGCUGAGGAGAUGAAGAAGGCUCUGGAACAGCAGAUGGAGAGUCACCGGGAAGCUCACCAGAAGCAGCUGUCCAGACUUCGUGAUGAAAUCGAGGAGAAGCAGAAAAUCAUUGAUGAGAUUCGGGACUUGAACCAGAAACUGCAACUGGAGCAGGAGAGGCUGAGCUCUGAUUAUAACAAGCUGAAAAUAGAGGACCAGGAGAGAGAAGUAAAACUGGAGAAGCUCCUGUUGCUCAAUGAUAAAAGGGACCAAGCCAGGGAGGACCUCAAGGGGCUGGAGGAGACUGUGUCUAGAGAACUCCAGACCCUUCAUAACCUGCGCAAACUCUUCGUCCAGGAUUUGACCACCCGGGUGAAAAAGAGUGUGGAGUUGGACAGCGACGAUGGAGGGGGUAGUGCCGCCCAGAAGCAGAAGAUCUCUUUCCUGGAGAAUAACCUGGAGCAGCUUACCAAGGUGCACAAGCAGCUGGUCCGGGACAAUGCAGACCUGCGCUGUGAACUCCCCAAGCUGGAGAAGAGGCUGCGUGCUACAGCUGAGCGCGUCAAGGCCCUGGAGAGUGCGCUGAAAGAGGCCAAGGAGAAUGCCAUGAGGGACCGCAAGCGCUACCAGCAGGAGGUGGAUCGCAUCAAGGAGGCUGUGCGGGCCAAGAACAUGGCCAGGAGGGCACAUUCUGCUCAGAUCGCCAAGCCCAUCCGCCCAGGACAUUACCCGGCAUCAUCUCCAACAGCUGUCCAUGCCGUCCGAGGAGGAGGUGGCUCUUCAAACCCUACUCACUACCAGAAGUAAAUGCAGAAUAUGACUCCAUGUAGCAUGAAAAGGACUAUAUUAGUCUCCAGUUCCUUUAUUGCCCCCUCCUAUACAGUUUCCAUUUCUUUUUACACUUGCUUGCCCAGCCGUCUGUAGUACACCAGAUUCAGGUGUUUGAGCUAUGUAGAAUUUGUGUGUACAGAUAUGUGCUUGGAUCCUUCUCCUAAGAACUGGAAGGAGGUGGUUGCAAAAUAUCCACUUUCUGCUUGGAACGGUCCCCACUCACGGCCUCCAGGGUUGGUGGUCUCUGGAGGUCCCUGCAGUGCACUGACCCAUUGGAAUGGAACACCCUGCUGUGACAUCUUUGAGGGGACAACCAAGUGCUGUGGAAUCAGUGACCAUGCUCUGCUUCGACUGUCUGGUUUCCUGUAAAAUAAACACAUUACUUUAUAUUUUUAGGGAACAAAAAAAAGUGCUGCUAUAGGGUUCAAAAUUUUCAUUCUGAACACUUUUCCAAAACCAACCCCAGAGAGCAUUUUAAAUAUCCUGAUCAUGUCUUUGGAUCUAUAAAAUAUACCUUUUAGUAUGGCACCUGGUAAAAUGAAAGCAGAUUUCUUCAAGGCAGAAAAAAAAAAAACAGUUUGACAGUAGCAGUGUAGAAUUUGCUCAUUCAGACACAUCCAUGAAAAUGGGAAGUCAUACAAUUCACCUCCGAGCUGCUUGCUGGUAAACCUGCAGUGACUAGUCUCAGCCCAAUUGUUUGAACAUCAUUCCUCUAGAAGUACUGGAAAUGCUGCAGAAUUGGAUGAGUGGAGAUGGGGAUCCUCCACUUCGCAGCACCUCCUCCCAGUCCCCUGGAACUCGGACUGGGAUGACCUCUUUCUCUAGUGAGCCAUCAAGCGCUUGAGGAGAUGCUCCUUAAGAACUCCAGCAUCAUUCCAGUAGUUGGAAAAGAAUUCCCUCAAGGGAAAGUAAUUGAUGAGAUUUGUGCCUCUCUGUGAAUUCAUUUUCAUUGUAACCCAUCAUCAAGCACCGCUGAUUUGAAUUCUUUUUUUGGUGCCAAAUGGGCUUUUUCUUCUAGGCACAGAGGAUGGAUUUUUUUAACAUUUAAUUAUUAUUUUAUUUAAAUACAUGAAUCUAAAAGUGAUUCCUUACUAAGAGAAUCAGUUGCCAAGUAAUAGAUUUUCAAGGGAAAUUGACAGGUUUAAGUAAUUUGGUACUAUGUGCUGCUAUUUUUAUUUAUUUGCGGGUUAGUUGGUAACAUCUCCUCCAAUCUCAGAGAAAUCACCCAUCCUGGCAUCUUAUGUGCCCAAGAAGUAUGAGCUUACACCAUCUUCUCCAGCUGGCACCACUGAAGUAAAGUCUAUGCCGGGUGGGGCGGGUGGUUGGGCGUUCUCAUGGCUUCGAGGGUGAGGAUAGAAAAGUUAAUGUAGUUAAUGUGUGUACACAUGCACAUGCAUGUGUAAAAUGUCAAGGGUCAUUAUGUUACCUCCAGAUUCUUUUUGUAUAGACUUUCCCUAACAAAGCAACAUUGCUUUGACUUAAUUUAUUUGUUACAUGUUGCCCUUUUAUCCACAUGUUUUUUGUUUUUAACUAGGCAUGAAAAGAAGACAACUUCUAUUGAAGUAUUUAUUUCACAAAGGUGAUUCUGUGUUUGUCUAACUGUGUUCACCUGGUUUAAUUUUGUUGCUACUGUCUACUUGACAUAUCUGCUUGGCUGUGGUCUGGAGUCUGAUGGGUAUUUUGCAGGGCAAGUUUGCAAGCCUUAUCAGGUACUACCUGAUGCCAAAUUGCAAGCAUGUUGCCUAUGCUUGCCUCUGGCUUUGGAAGCUGAAACAUUGGCCUGUAAGAGGACUGCCAAUCAAACACUUCUAUAGGACCUGCUAUUGUCUUUUAUACAACUGUACGACUUUUGUGUUUAGAAAUUGGGUAAUGCAGUAAUGCCAUAUUCUUGGCUUUCAUUAAUAUCCAUUAGAAAAUGGGUUAUUUUAGAUUCUUUCUAAAGCAGUUUCCCCCUAGGUUCCCGUUUUCUACUUUUGAAGAACUGUGGGGCACUUUCAAGUUUCAAAAGGCAGCGUUCAUUUGUAGUUCCCUUUACUUGAUCUCUACAAGGGCCUUACAAAAUUCACUGUACUUUUAUUCACAGAGAAAGUUGGCUUUGAUGUCUUUUAGAGAUAAUUCUGCUAGUUGCUGAUCAGCCAGUCAGUUCAUCUAGCGCCAGUCUUUAUAAGACCUCUAAUCUAAUUUUCUCACAGUGACUAAAAGCUAGGCACAUCAUUGGAACGGAUUAUACAGCUUAUUCAUGCAGGCCCCUUAAUCUCACUUUGACUAUUAAUUCUUUUAGCAGGACAGUAUACUCUUGGGCCACUUUUUAAAAAGACCGUGUUUAUAAAAAAUUCAUUGUUGAAAGACUAUUACAUCCUAUACUCUAAAUGUAAAAAAAACCCAUUUCUGAACAGCCAAGUGAAGGGUUACAUUUCUGGUCACAUGCUGCAUGUUACUGGUAUGUAUGUCAAUGUGUACUCUGCUCUAGAUAAUGUACUAUUUCAUGCCCAUUUCUUGAAAGUUUACUCCGAGGUGCUGUUUGAGUACAGCCAGUGGCUUAUACAAAUAACGUCCACUUGCAGAGCCACGGGGUGCUGAUAGUGAUUGCAGUUAUGGUUGGGACUUACACCAACAACUGCAGUUCGGUCUGUUCUUAGUGAGUCCUGUAUGUCCUUUGAAUGAGGAGCAGUUUGCUUUAUUGAAUGGCAGGUAGGAUAGCAUUAGAGGUGUUAGGACUUUUAAAGGGUAUAGAAUUGUAUGGGGAAGAAAAUCAGAAUUUGUAGAAAUGUUGGAAUAAAUGAAGGGAUAAAAAUAUUUGUCUAGAAUGUCGAUCCAGUGACUCCUUGAAGCCUUCGAGUUCAUAUAGAGAAGUGAAUUUUCAGUCUCAGGACACGACCAGGGCUUCACCCGGAUAGGGUUUCAUCAGCUUCACUCUCUUAGAAGAACAGCCAAAGGAACAUAAGGCUUCAACAGUCCCUUCCUUUGACGGUCAGGUGCCAUUGGGACACUAGGUAAAUGACACUGGGAAAACUAGUCAUUAGCAGAAGUUUGUCAUCGGGCAGGUUUCACUUCAUUGUCUCAUCCUGGCUAUCUUGAGCAAGCUAAAGAGCAUCACUGUUUAAAACUGCUUCAUAACGUGAUUUUGAGUUUUAAAAUGAGUAUUGAGUAAGGACCAGAUAACUGCCAAAGGAGGCACCAAUUUAUGAGGUCUGCUUAGUUACUGAAAAUUGUGUGUCAAUUUUAAACACUUGCCAUGUGUGCAGCUUCAAGGGGAAUAGGGCUUUCUGUAGAAUUCUAUCUGUCUAGUUUGUAAAGUGUUCUGUGUACUGCAGAUUUGUGUUCUCUGGGCUUUAUGUCCUGUACAGUAGAUUUCAUUAAGAAAAAUUGUGGACAAACUUGUUUCUGUGGUUUGAUGGGGAGAGUGGCAGUGUGUAUUAAAUAGCUAUCCUGUGAGAUAGAAAUGUCCCCAAAGAUCUGGAAGUAACCCUCCCUGGCCCUUGGAAAACUCUGGUUAUCUCCUAGGUUCUAAAUGAAGAUGUAUGGAUACUCUGGCAGACUGCAUGUUGUAUAAUUUGAAAAUACUCAAAACUGGACAAUAAAACCGAGUUAAACUUUGA
This is a messenger RNA of Mesocricetus auratus (golden hamster), 6869 nucleotides long. It is a transcript of the gene Kif5c, whose product is annotated as kinesin family member 5C. Gene Ontology annotation, biological process: microtubule-based movement. NCBI's taxonomy places the organism in Eukaryota, Metazoa, Chordata, Mammalia, Rodentia, Cricetidae. Bases 379 to 3246 code for a protein of 955 amino acids. Gene Ontology annotation, molecular function: ATP binding; microtubule motor activity; microtubule binding. The record is from RefSeq and is a predicted model, not a curated record. The transcript has 26 exons.